Molecule: messenger RNA, 1329 nt
Organism: Papaver somniferum (opium poppy)
Lineage: Eukaryota; Viridiplantae; Streptophyta; Magnoliopsida; Ranunculales; Papaveraceae
Exons: 4
Coding region: 553-876 (107 amino acids)
Source: RefSeq, a predicted model, not a curated record
UUUCCUUGAGAUGAAAAAGUAACCUCCCCCUCCACUCUCUUCUUCGGGUUCUUUCUUCCACUAUCUGUUAUCUCAAAUCUGUAUCAAGUAAACUACUUUUGGAUGUCUCUACAUAGAGAAGAUGAACCUGCAGGUGUCACUGAUUUUCGGUUUGAUUGUACUUUCCUGGUAAGAAUUUUUUUUGGUUGUCUGUUUGAUUUCCUGAUACUGAAAACGUAUAAUUAAAAUUAUUUCAAUUGGUUUCAAAAUUGUAAUCGGUGAUCUUGCAGAUUCGAUAAACCCAUAUGGUGAAGGUGCUGCGUCUCAUCUCUUCCUCUUACUAUAGGAUUUUGAGUUGAUUUCUUCAUUUGGGACCUUAGUUGUAACCCCUAAUUAACUCAUCUAUCAAACUCAAACCCCUAAUUUUAUAUUCAUUUUCAAGUUAUUAAGCUCUUAGAUUUAGUACUGUAUUUAGUUUGUCAAAACUUUGUAGGUGUAUUUGCUAUUGCAGAGAAAUCAAAGAUGGGAGAUAAAGGGUGGGACUUCGAUAUGUCUCUUGUGAGAUAGAACCCAAUGGGUCUGAGAUCAAACAGGGCAACAAGCUGGGCACCAGGAAGCAAUAACAAUGGGAAAAGACUUGUGAAUAUGCAUUUGAAAAUAACUUGGGCGACACUAUUGGAGAUUGUCGCUAUUAACUGCAAUUAUAAAAUUGUCAAAUUUCCUGUAAUGUCUCGGAUUCCAACUUAUCCUGAUUGGAGCAUCACCAGACAAACAAGCCAUGUAAAUUUUGAUGCAAACAAAAUGCAGGUAUCAUUUCCGCGGUUCAAGAAACAAAGAAAAGAUGUCAAACAAUUGUAUAAGAGAUUCGCUCAGUGCUGGACUGUUAAGUCUAGUUAGCAACAAUGUACCUGAAGCACUCAAUUGUAAAGACUUCCACAAAUACCUUGCCUGGAAAUUCGCAGACGUAACAGAACUUCAUGAUAUUCCAUCAAUUGUCGCAUCAAAUUUAGCCUAGUCACGUCAACAUAUUUCAUCAAGCAAAUCAAGCAAAUUUAGUUCUCAAAUUGAGGAUGAUGAUUACAGUGUCCAGUCAAAGAUAUUAUGAUUCUUCUCAAUGUAAAAUUCAGCUACACGGACAGUAUCCCAGCUCUAAAUACCUUAUGGCGGAGGAGGAACUGCGUUGUUGGUAUACGUAAAACAUUAACUUCUCUUACCGGCUUUCUUUGUAUCUUUUUUUUUUUUGUAAACUUAGAAACUUUAAUAGAUGCUUAUUGUAAUAAGUAAGAGGAUAAUUUUAAAUAUAUUUAAUAUGAAUAAAAUGUUAUGUGAAUGGAUGGUUUUCGGGUCAAA